CAGCUAGCAACAUAAUCCAGGUACUAUAAAUCCUAAAGUGGUCCGUUUGCCACUGAUCCCUCAAUUCUCAAUGUUCAAUGUUUUCAUUGAUUUGACAACAAGGAACUUCCCCUCUUUUCACAAAAUAUACUUUAUAAUUUACCCAUUAUGUAUGGUGUGUGACUCAAAUAUUUACAGGUUGUUCUUAUUUCUGGCAGAUCACAUUGGGUUUUAAAUGAAUAUGUCAAGUUCAAUGUUUAAUUUGUUUUCAUCUUUCUAUUUCUAGUUUCUUAGUAUAUUGUGUGACGGAGUACCGGCGGGGCAGUGCCAUUUUGUUUUAGGAUUAACACUGCACAUAUAAGCCAUGUGGGUUGUUUGUUUCAACUGCUCUCCUGCAGCAUCAGGCAGCAUGACAACCCAGGGAUGGAUUCUGGCAUUCUGCUUUUCACUGGCCUCAGUUUUUGGCACAGUGGAAUUGUUCGAGACCAAAGAAACACAGACUUACACUUGCAGAACAUUUGGCAGCGGGGUCGUCCAGCCUUUUAAGGGGGAGACUUACUAUGUUCGGUCCGACUGCCCGUUCACACUCACAAGCUUCACCGUCAACCGGGAGGAAUAUUCUGUCAGCAUACGACGAGGACACAACGGGCUGUUGGUCCAAGUCGAGAUCAUCAUCAACAAAGUCAUGACACUUUUGCAGAAUGGCCAAAUCCUGGUGCAGAACAAAAGUGCUUCCCAUCAAUGCAACCGAAAAUACCAGAAUAUCUUUAAAUACGGCAUCUACACUAGACUGAGAAGCACGGUGCUUCCUUUUACUGUCACCUGGCACAAUGUACAUGGGGGAAUAAACUCUAUGUGGGUGACACUGGAGUCUGAGCUGAGCGCCGACAUGUCUGGACUGUGUGGACAACAAAAAGUUGCAGCCCACAGGCACGAGUUGAUCAGAGACAGCAAGCUUGAUCACCACAAAUGUAAAACCAGAGAUCCUGUGAUGCAAGAAAAUCAUAUGUGCCGUCAAUUCUUUCUGGAAACCAAGGACUGUCUGCAAGACAACAAUCGUCACUAUCACCGACUCUGUAAAGAGAACAUUUUUGGCUUUGAAAAUAGCCAGAGCAUCUACUGUCCUUUGUUCCAAGAAGUUGCAAGCCAGUGUAGCCAAUCAAGUAUCAACCCAUUUUGGAGACGCUUAACCAGAUGCGCGAAACCAAGUUGCCCAGGACACCUGAUUUAUGAGAAAAAGGGUCCAGCAUUUAUUCACAGCUGCUCCAACCCGAAACCUUCACCCUUCUACCAGGAACUCACUGAAACCUGUGCCUGUCCAAAGGGUAAAGUUUUGAAUAAUGGUGCUAAGGGCCAUCACUGUAUUCCUAAGUCUAGCUGCUCUUGUGAGUUUGCUGGCAAAAGCUACGGAAACGGAGAAAUACGAAGUUCCAAGUGUCAGUCAUGUAAGUGUCAUGGAGUGAAAUGGCGAUGCUCAGAGAACUUUUGCAAGAAAAGAUGUGUCAUUGAAGGCCAGUUUGUAACAACAUUUGAUGGCAAACAAUAUGUCCUUCCUCAAAAAUGUUCAUAUGUUGCUUCACAGGGUCCCAACUGGAAAAUAGAAAUACAUUUUUCGCGAAAAAGACUCUUUCUAAGAAAGGCUACAGUUCAGCUCUCAGAGGAACUGUUUGUAUUCAAAAAGAACAAGGUCAUGUGGAAUGGGCGUGAGAUGACUCAAUUCCAUCAGUUUGGUAAAGAAAAUUGUCAUGCUCAGAUUUACUGGGUGUCCUCCAUGUUCGUCCAAGUCCACACAACCUCUGGUUUAAACUUCCAAAUUCAGCUGUCUCCUGAAAUCCAGCUGUUCAUCGACGCACCCGACAAGUCCAAAGACAAGAUCAAAGGUCUUUGUGGCAAUAGCAACAGUGAUACCACAGAUGACUUCACCACCAACAGGGGGAUCAUUGGGAACUCAGCUAAACCCUUUGCUCUGUCCUGGAGUUUGGGUAAUUGUCAUGAGAACAUACCCACCACCUGCACCAACCGUGAAAAUGAGAAUUAUGCUCAUGAAAAGUGUGCAAGUGUGUUAAACCACCCAACUGGGAUAUUUGCUGUGUGCCACCCUCAUAUCCUAACUGAUUACUACUACACGGCUUGCAUUCAAAGAAUAUGUAACUCUGGCAGAAGUCGGAGAGAGGCCUUGUGUAUUAGUCUGGCCAGCUAUGCCAAAGUCUGCGCCGGGGUGGGUGUUGUUAUUGGUGACUGGAGGAGAAACACAGGCUGCACAUAAAGGUAGGCAGGAAACUGAGGGUGGAGGAGAACAAUUGCUGUCAGGAGAAGACCUCGGAGACGAAAACACCUUCUGCAAUAUGCUACCACCCUGUGACCAAAAGAAGAGAGGAAAAAACAUUCACCUACUAGCACAUCACCUCUUGUGAGUGCAGGCUCUGUAAGACAAAACACUGAAGAAAUACUGUUAGCGCAGACUACAAUAAGCCUUUUUAUCCUGUUUCCUUUUUUAAUCAAAAUAUAAAGUACUCAAAUUGUUUUUAGUGUAUCCACUAUUUAUCAAAAUUCCUCAUUUUAUUCAUUCUGAAAAGCAAUUUUCUUUUAGUCAAAUAAAAGUAAUAAUUGUCACUCA
Messenger RNA from Pungitius pungitius (ninespine stickleback), 2596 nucleotides. RefSeq names its product mucin-6. The transcript has 17 exons. Gene Ontology annotation, cellular component: extracellular matrix. Lineage: Eukaryota; Metazoa; Chordata; Actinopteri; Perciformes; Gasterosteidae. Bases 344 to 2245 code for a protein of 633 amino acids. The record is from RefSeq and is a predicted model, not a curated record.